CGAGUGAGUCGAAUAGCAGAGUCAACUCUCGGCGCGAAAGAUCCUGGCUUUUGUCAUUGCUGCCCCCAUCAGCCUCACAAAAACGAUCUUUUCCGCCUGCAUUCUGCCAACCGAAGGACAAUGAGCAUCAACGCUAACAGUACUCUCUCGACGCUUCCUGACGGCGUGCUGUCAAAUGUCUUCACCUAUCUAAAUCCUCAGAGUGUGUUGUCAGUAGAAAGCACGGCGAAAGGCCUUGCAGGUUUAACCGAUGCCGCUUGGGUUGUGUUGGAGGGGCGGAUUCCGCCGUUGCAGAAAUCAAAGGCAGUGAAUCUAAGCCCGAAACAGCGUGUCGCUCGCUACGAAAAACUUAACAACUAUUGCUUGCAGAUAGCCGGAAUGGAAAAUCAUCAGCUGCCUAAUCUCUGCACAGAUGUCUAUGGGAAUCAUCCUGCCUCAGUGGAUGGCUAUGAGUUUUUUGUCCGUAUAACACAAAAACGUCAUCGCCACGUCUGGGAGGGCUUUGUUCCAGCUCGUCCAAAUCGCGUCUUGCGAGGCGCCGUUGAUCUUGACAUGUCCGAGGUUUUCCAAGCAGGUUGUUUGAACACAUCAUCGGGCAGGACGAUUGAAAAAAUAUAUCCAAGCCUGAAAAAGUUCCUGAAAGACCCGUUCGCCGUCGGAGCAAACACGUUUGCCGGCAACCGCGGUCACGUGCGGCACCUUUUUCAAAACAUUCUAGUCAUUGUGGCUGUCGUGCCAUACAAUGAUCCAAAAGCCGCGCCGCGGCUUGUCCUUUCUACUUGGGGACUAACACGGCGGAGGGCCUGGAAUGGCAUCCUGCGCGGAAACAACAACAACAACUCGCAACAAAUGCAGCUGACACAGAAGUUUCAGCCCGUUCAACCUCGUAAAGUGCUUCGUGAGCCUGAUGACAUGUUUGCUACAAAUACGUUUGUGUGCCGGCGCCCAGAUGACUCACCACAAUUCGCCCUGGAGCUUUUAGUCCUUUUCCAACGACCAGCACGUACAGGAUUGUGAAGCAAGAUAUUACAUUUGACUUGCCUGAUCACACGAAAACACCAUCUUGUUCACCUCAUCGGCCCGCUAAUAAAGCGGACGUCUCCUUCUGCUCCCUUUUGAGUACGAGCUGCAAUUUGAUCCUCGGAGCUUGGAAGCGAUUUUUCCACGUGGCUCGUACGUGUACCUCGUGGUUCCCUUCGAAUGCCGCAAGAACGGCUCGUCCAAGAGUUUCAGCAUAAAUGAUACAUACGUAAAUACAUACAUACAC
Messenger RNA from Seminavis robusta, 1267 nucleotides. Lineage: Eukaryota; Bacillariophyta; Bacillariophyceae; Naviculales; Naviculaceae. The record is from the annotation of a GenBank genome assembly.